AGUUCAGUCCUUUGGCUACUAUGAAAGGCCACGCGGAAGCUUUGGACUUACUUUUUGUGCUUGUGAAAAGUGCAUAGAUAGAAGACAGGGCUUCCCAGCUGGGAGGAGGGAGGAGAGCUGAAGAUCCUGCCUGGGCUGGCUGAUCUAAACAGUCAAAGUGGGCAGCUGAGUGCUUGAAAGAGGAUUAUGCUCGCACUAGAAAUAAGCAGUAAAUCUGUGGUUCUCUGGUCAGCAAGUUCUGGCAAGGAAGCCACUGCCGCUGGUGCAAAGAAUUCUGGGAUGUCUGAGAGUGAAAUGGAUGGAAGGACUCACAUUCCAUCUCUACUUAAUGUCCUUUUGUCCAGAAACCGGGUCAUGCAAAUGAGCUACUUGAAAAGUAAAGAACAAGGAUAUGGAAAGCUAAGCAGUGAUGAAGACAUCGAAAUAAUUGUUGAUCAAAAGCAGGGAAAAGGCUCUAGGGCGGCAGAUAAGGCUGUUGCCAUGGUGAUGAAGGAGAUACCGAGGGAGGAGUCUGCCGAAGAAAAGCCCCUCCUUACUAUGACAUCACAGCUGGUGAAUGAGCAGCAAGAAAGCAGGCCCCUCCUGAGCCCCUCCAUCGACGACUUUCUCUGUGAAACCAAAUCAGAAGCAAUUGCAAGGCCAGUAACCUCCAAUACAGCUGUGUUGACUACUGGCUUAGAUCUCCUCGACCUGAGUGAACCAGUCUCUCAAACCCAAACCAAAGCUAAGAAGUUGGAGCCCUCAUCAAAAACCUCUUCCCUCAAGAAGAAGGCUGAUGGAUCCGACCUCAUCAGCACAGAUGCUGAGCAGAGAGGCCAGCCCCUCAGAGUCCAGGACACCUCCUCCUUAGAUCUAGAUAUUCAAACACAACUGGAAAAAUGGGACGAUGUUAAGUUUCAUGGAGACCGAAACAGCAAGGGACAUCCAAUGGCAGAGAGAAAAUCCUGCUCAUCCAGGACUGGAUCGAAGGAACUCUUAUGGUCCUCAGAGCACAGAUCUCAACCAGAACUGAGUGGUGGAAAAAGUGCCCUCAACUCCGAGUCCACUUCAGAACUAGAAUUAGUGGCUCCAACACAGGCUCGGCUGACCAAAGAACAUCGCUGGGGAAGUGCAUUACUUUCUAGAAACCACUCCUUGGAAGAGGAAUUUGAACGGGCAAAAGCAGCAGUAGAGUCAGAUACAGAGUUUUGGGAUAAGAUGCAAGCAGAAUGGGAAGAAAUGGCCCGGAGAAACUGGAUUUCUGAGAACCAAGAAGCCCAGAACCAAGUUACAAUCUCAGCAAGCGAGAAGGGAUAUUACUUUCACACUGAAAACCCCUUCAAGGACUGGCCUGGAGCAUUUGAAGAAGGCUUGAAAAGGCUGAAGGAAGGGGACCUGCCAGUCACCAUCCUGUUCAUGGAGGCAGCGAUCCUCCAGGACCCUGGAGAUGCGGAGGCAUGGCAGUUUCUUGGGAUAACCCAGGCAGAGAAUGAAAAUGAACAAGCAGCCAUUGUCGCCCUCCAGAGGUGCUUAGAAUUGCAGCCCAAUAACCUGAAAGCUCUGAUGGCUUUGGCUGUGAGCUAUACAAACACUGGCCAUCAGCAAGAUGCCUGUGAAGCUCUGAAGAACUGGAUUAGGCAAAACCCAAAGUACAAAUACCUCGUGAAGAGCAAGAAGGGAUCUCCAGGCCUCACUCGGCGGAUGUCUAAGACCCCAGUUGACAGCUCUGUCCUGGAAGGGGUGAAAGAAUUGUAUCUGGAAGCUGCCCACCAAAAUGGAGAUAUGAUUGACCCUGACCUGCAGACAGGUCUAGGGGUACUGUUCCACCUGAGUGGAGAAUUUAACAGAGCAAUAGAUGCUUUUAACGCUGCCUUAACUGUUCGACCAGAGGACUAUUCGUUAUGGAAUCGUCUCGGGGCGACCUUAGCAAAUGGUGACCGCAGUGAAGAAGCCGUGGAGGCCUACACACGAGCCCUGGAGAUCCAGCCGGGCUUCAUCCGGUCCCGAUACAACCUGGGGAUUAGCUGUAUUAACCUGGGCGCCUACAGAGAAGCGGUCAGCAAUUUUCUCACUGCCCUCAGUUUGCAAAGAAAGAGCAGGAAUCAACAGCAAGUUCCUCACCCUGCAAUCUCCGGGAACAUCUGGGCUGCCCUCAGAAUUGCACUGUCACUGAUGGACCAACCGGAACUGUUCCAGGCGGCCAAUCUUGGCGACCUGGAUGUCCUCCUAAGAGCUUUCAACUUGGAUCCUUGAAGGAAGAGAAAAAAAGAAUAAAGAAUAAUACCCACCCUUCUGUGUUAUUGUACUGAGAAGUGAGAAACUUUUAUUAUGAAUUUCGACAAGGAUAAAUCAGAUAUUCAAAAGGCCAUGGUCAUAUAACCCAAGGGAAUUCAUUUCUACAAACGAUGCCCAGUCUCUGUUCAGAUUCAAAAGCACAAACAGAGUCAAGGUGAGGUUCAAAAGAAGAACUGAGAAGUGCAAGACAAGCCAAGAUAAAGCAACCGUGUGUACUCUUCCUAAGUCACCAGUCUAUUGCAAAAUCUAUUCUUUAUGCUUUAUGUCCCCAGUUGCAGCUAAUGGCACAUCUGAUGAAUUUGUUUAUAGGACACAUGAAGAAAGCACUGAUCAGGGAAUUCUGACGGCACCCAUACCGUCCCCAGAAACCCUCCCCUUCACAAGACUGAACAUAGUGUGGGCCCCUGGUGCAUGCACAUAUAUUGACUCAACUAAAGACAGGCAUUGCUUAACCUGCUCCUGUUUUAACUUUUUCUGUAGCCCUUGUUUCCAGAGAGAGAGCUUUGCUGGCAAAAGCAGUUUUUGCACUAGAAAUUUUUGCUGUUCCCAAACAAAACUUUUCUGGGAUUGUAUAUACGCACUUUAAUAUCUUAUUUAUGCCUUGCUGGAGUUUUGUUUUGUUGCUCCAAUUUUUAACUUGGGGUAAAAGAUUUAAGAACUCAGACUUGUUAGAUCAAUGGACCAAAUAAAAAAAAUCCUGAAAGUAGUUUUUCAUAGUGUAGGCUUUUGAAUGAGUGUUUUUCUUAAAGCAGAUAUGAUGUAGGACAUAAAUCUGUCAAACACAGAUCUUAUUCACAUGCUUUCUGGGACUGUAUGAAUAUAAGAGGCAAAAGACUGUCUCUUCAUACAUUUUCUGCAAGGAGAAAGUUUGAUGAUGUUGUGCUUUCUACUGAGUUUGCUUAAGUGUUAUAUCUUACUGGCUUUCUAAGUGCCCUGCACAAUAAUGUUCCUUUUAAAUUGUUACUAUUUAAAUGCUAUUUCUUAAGAGUGAUAGAUUUUCCUAAAAAUGAUGGGUUUCUUUAGUUCCAUAGUAAUCUUCAGUUAACCUUUUUAUGAGUAUAGAGGAUCAACCUUUUUUAACUGAAACUUACCAAAUGUCAAGUGGAUUAAAAACUGCAUGCCCCUUUGGCUCUUAUUUUAAACAUUUACAAGUAACAGGAAUUUUCUAUUGCCAAUAGUGUUUUAUUUAACCUUCCACUUAGUUCUUAAGUAUUUUGUUCAUAUUGGGGGUUUGAUUAUUUUGAAAGUAUAUUUUUCAAAGAAUUAGAAAAAAAAGUUUUCAAAAGUCUAACAAAAAUAUUAUUUUACCCAGAUUUGGUUCUAGUCCUGUUUUUCACCUCAUCUCCUUCCUUGUUCUAGAAUCUUCCCCCAAACUAGCUGGUCCUAAUUUUUUCAUAUUCUUUGAUUAGUAAUAACUUAUAAUACUCAUGAUUAUAGUUACCAAAAAAAAUUUAGAUCAAAACAGUUUAAUUGACUGGGGAAUUCACUUCCACUAAGGGAGAAAUGGGCACACAGCUGAGGCAGGACUCUGGGUGCAGGUGUGAAUCCUCUCCGCUGUGACCUUGGAGCUUCUGAGCUGUGAGUCCUCCAGGCCUCAACUCAGAAUCACGGGUGUGGAGCCUAGGCAUAUGACAACCUAAGCCAGUUUGUAAAGAGGAAGAGGUGAGGACACUGUGGCAUUCACUGUCAAUUGACAGGAUGACAGCUCCGGCCCAGCAGCAAGAGACAGAGGCUUUAAGGCAUUCAUCUUUGGCAGGAGUAACAACCCAGCCCUGGCCUUCAUUCCCUACAGUUUGAGCAGCAUUGUGAAGAUCAGCAAUAUUUUCAAGAAUGACAGUGGUUAAAAUUUUAGAAAGUAGAAACUCAGGCUGGCAAGAAGUCUUGGGGCUAGCCUCCAGCUGAUGGCACCUGCCUUCAGGAAUAUUCCCAAGAGGCCAGCAUCUGUUCUCUGCCUGCACACUCAAUGACUGGCUAGUUGAUGUGGGUCCUUCAGAGUCCGUCCGCUAAGAGUCUGUGAACAAGGAACUGAAAGCAAACUUGGCAAGUGUUUUGUUUGCAAUGGCAUUCUACACUCGGGCUUAAAUGAACGUGCAAGCUGCUGUUUUCUCACCUUGCUAGCCAUAUUUGCAAGAGAUCAGUAACAGUUGAAAGUCUGGGACUAGUGUAAAGGUGGAGUAGUUUGGUUUAAUUGGAUUGUUGCUGAGGAGUUGUCAUUUUUGUGGUCCAAGAUUUAUUUUGAUAUUGGAAUUCAAAAAGUAAC
Messenger RNA from Octodon degus (degu), 4534 nucleotides. It is a transcript of the gene Pex5l, whose product is annotated as peroxisomal biogenesis factor 5 like. Gene Ontology annotation, cellular component: cytosol; peroxisomal membrane. NCBI's taxonomy places the organism in Eukaryota, Metazoa, Chordata, Mammalia, Rodentia, Octodontidae. Gene Ontology annotation, molecular function: protein binding. The coding region runs from base 187 to 2232 and encodes 681 amino acids. The transcript has 16 exons. The record is from RefSeq and is a predicted model, not a curated record. Gene Ontology annotation, biological process: protein import into peroxisome matrix, docking.